Messenger RNA from Ornithorhynchus anatinus (platypus), 2491 nucleotides. RefSeq names its product fem-1 homolog C (gene FEM1C). Gene Ontology annotation, molecular function: protein binding. The coding region runs from base 170 to 2020 and encodes 616 amino acids. NCBI's taxonomy places the organism in Eukaryota, Metazoa, Chordata, Mammalia, Monotremata, Ornithorhynchidae. The record is from RefSeq and is a predicted model, not a curated record. The transcript is spliced from 2 exons.
CGCUGUGAUCCCGGCGGCGUUCCACGGCAGAGUAGUUGACCUUAAGGACAUCUUCAGGCCUAGAGUUGUUAAGCGUUUAGGCGAGAUCGUGACUCGAAAAAUCCUCGUGGUUGAAGUUGUCCUCUAUCCAUUGCUAACCUUUACCGCAGUCCUUUGAACAGACAUCCCCAUGGAUUUGAAGACAGCUGUCUUCAAUGCCGCCCGCGAUGGCAAGCUGCGACUCCUAUCCAAAUUGCUGGGAAGCAGGUCGAAAAACGAAGUGAUGUCACUGAUCUCAGAGAAGACAAGUGGAGCUACCCCACUUCUGAUUGCCGCCCGCUACGGCCACUUGGACAUGGUGGAGUACCUACUGGAACAGUGCAGUGCCACUAUUGAGACGGGCGGCUCGGUCAACUUUGACGGCGAGACUAUUGAAGGGGCCCCGCCGCUGUGGGCCGCUUCGGCCGCCGGACAUAUAAAAGUGGUCCGCGCCUUACUGGACCAUGGUGCGUCGGUCAACAACACAACCCUAACCAAUUCGACCCCGCUGCGAGCGGCCUGCUUCGAUGGUCACCUAGACAUUGUGCGCUAUUUGGUGGAACACCAAGCUGACUUGGAAGUGUCCAAUCGUCACGGGCACACCUGCCUAAUGAUCUCUUGCUACAAGGGGCACAAGGAGAUCGCCCAGUAUCUCCUGGAAAAGGGAGCAGAUGUAAACAGGAAAAGUGUUAAAGGAAACACUGCAUUGCAUGAUUGUGCAGAAUCUGGCAGCUUAGACAUCAUGAAAAUGCUUCUAAAGUACAGCGCCAAGAUGGAGAAGGAUGGCUUUGGAAUGACUCCCCUUCUCUCAGCCAGCGUGACUGGCCACACCAACAUUGUGGAUUUUCUGACACAGCAUAACCUGACCAGCAAGACAGAGUGCAUUAAUGCUCUAGAGUUGUUGGGAGCUACAUUUGUAGACAAAAAAAGAGAUCUUCUUGGGGCCUUGAAAUGCUGGAAAAGAGCUAUGGACCUGAGGUACAGUGAUAAGACUAAUAUCAUCCUCAAGCCCUUACCCCAGUCUUUAAUAAUGGCUUAUGAUUAUACCAAGGAGGUGACUAGUUCAGAAGAGCUGGAAAAUCUUAUUGCAGACCCUGAUGAAAUGAGAAUGCAGGCCUUGUUGAUUAGAGAACGAAUACUUGGUCCUUCUCACCCAGAUACCUCCUACUAUAUUAGGUAUAGAGGUGCAGUCUAUGCUGAUACUGGAAAUUUUAAGCGAUGCAUCAGUCUUUGGAAAUAUGCCUUGGAUAUGCAGCAGAAGAAUUUGGAUCCUCUAAGCCCAGUGACAGCCAGCAGUUUACUGUCUUUUGCCGAACUGUUUUCUUUCAUGCUACAGGAUCGGACCAAGGGUUUACUGGGGACUGUUGUUACAUUUGAUGAUCUAAUGGGUAUAUUGUGCAAAAGUGUCCUUGAAAUAGAUCGAGCUGUAAAGCAGAGUCAAUAUCCUGAUCAAAUUCAGUUGAACAAAGCACUUUCCAUCAUUUUGCACUUAGUUUGCUUGAUGGAAAAUGUUCCUUGUACUCUAGAACAGGACCAUUUUAAAAAACAAACAAUUUACAGAUUUCUAAAGUGGCAUCCUAAAGGAAAGAAUAAUUUCAGUCCUCUCCACCUGGCUGUGGACAAGAAUACUACAUGUGUGGGUAGAUACCCUGUUUGUAAAUUUCCAUCUCUUCAAGUUACUGCAAUACUGGUAGAAUGUGGAGCUGAUGUGAAUGUCAGAGACUGUGAUGACAAUAGUCCCCUGCACAUUGCUGCAUUGAACAACCAUUCUGAUAUCAUGAAUCUUCUCAUUGAAUCAGGUUCACAUUUUGAUGCCACUAACUUGCACAAGCAAACUGCUAGUGAUUUGCUGGAUGGCAAGGCUCUGGCAAAAAAAUUAAUCCAGCCCGUAAAUCAUACCACACUGCAGUGUCUUGCUGCUCGUGUCAUAGUGAAUUAUAGUAUAUAUUAUAAAGGACAUAUUCCCCAAAAACUGGAGAAUUUUGUUUUGCUUCAUAGGUGAUGCUUUGGCUGGGUUCUUAACACUUUUUAAGACUGAAUUACUGUCAGUUGACUUGUUUUGAACAUAGAUGGCAUAAAACUAACUGGCUUUCACCUAGCUUCAUAAUUGUGCUCUCUUGACUAAACCACUGCAAUAUCAUAUGUGCAGGAUUGGUUGCCUAGAAUUUACAUGAUUAUGUUAUGUGUUAUUUUGUGGGUUAUCUAGAAAUAUUAAUACCAUAUUCAAAACUUUAAAAUUACCCACCAAAAUCUUGUUUUUGCAGGAUUUUGUUUUCCUAUUGGGAAUCACCUGGAGGAAUUCUAUAGGUAGACUGUGAAUUUCAUAAAAUCAAAUAUAAUUUUUCCUCUGUCUUUCUUUUCUUCUUCAUUCCAAACCCAUUCCAUAUUAAUGCAUGACUAUUUGUAUUUCUGCAUAUGUGUACAGUGUAUUGACCACAAUAAGGUUGUACUAAAUGAAGUUUUUGAACUUCCA